AUGGCCACUCAUCUGAAGAACAUCGACACACAGAUCAACCAGAUUUCCCAGACUGUGAGUACAAUUACGCAAUCGGGAAAAUUCCCUUCGAACACCAUCAUAAAUCCCAAAGAAUACAAAGUUGUGCAUCUAAGGAGUGGCACUGUUUAUGAAGCUCCCUCACUACCUGCGACCAUAUCUGAUACCGUUCUUGAGCCCAAGGCUGUCGUGGCAGAGAAGGAAAAGGAGGCUGAAAAGGAGAAUACUGGCACAACUUCUGGAGUAAAAGUGUCAUUCCCGCAGGUACUGAAUCAGAAGAAGAAGAAGAAAGAUGAGCAGUUUACUCGAUUUCUGGACAUCUUCAGAAAGGUGCAUGUGAACAUUCCUUUGAUCGAAGCACUGCAGCAGAUGCCUAAGUACGCUAAGUUUCUGAAGGAGGUGAUAGCCCAGAAGACCAGUUGGGGGCAGGUUGACACUAUUAAUCUAACUGAAAAUUGCAGUGCUCUGCUGCAAAGGAAACUGCCUGCCAAGCUGAAGGACCCUGGAAGUUUCACUGUCGACUGCCUCAUUGGGGGCUAUAAGGUGGAGAAUGCUCUCUGCGAUCUAGGCGCGAGCAUUAAUUUAAUGCCACUAUCAGUGUUCAAGCAACUGAACAUUGGUACUUUGAAGCCCACCUCAGCCACACUACAGAUGACAGACAGAUCUGUCGCAUAUCCAGAGGGCAUCAUGGAAGACCUACUGAUUAAGGUCGGGGAAUUUAUUUUUCCCGUCGACUUUAUGGUCUUGGACAUGGAAGAAGACAAGGGAGUCCCCCUACUGCUAGAACGUCCCUUCCUUGCCACUUCUAAGGCAAAUAUAAACGUGAAAAAUGGAGGUUAA
Molecule: messenger RNA, 858 nt
Organism: Salvia splendens (bonfire salvia)
Lineage: Eukaryota; Viridiplantae; Streptophyta; Magnoliopsida; Lamiales; Lamiaceae
Exons: 1
Coding region: 1-858 (285 amino acids)
Source: RefSeq, a predicted model, not a curated record